Cyphomyrmex costatus is the source of this 1845-nucleotide messenger RNA. RefSeq lists its product as uncharacterized. The record is from RefSeq and is a predicted model, not a curated record. Gene Ontology annotation, molecular function: nucleic acid binding. NCBI's taxonomy places the organism in Eukaryota, Metazoa, Arthropoda, Insecta, Hymenoptera, Formicidae. The transcript is spliced from 3 exons. The coding region runs from base 1 to 1845 and encodes 614 amino acids.
AUGGAAAACGAAAUGGAGGAUUUGUUGUAUCGUGCAACGAGAAUCAACACGUUGGAAGAGUAUCAAGCAUGGGAGACGAAUUGUGAUGAGUAUCGCGAUUUUUUGAGAGAGCACGCGUGUUUGAAGGUGAAUUCAUAUAAUACGAUAUUCAAUGGAGAAUUCGUCGCGGAUGACAAGAGGUCCGUCAAGAGUAUUGCCACGAAGAAUCAUGAACUGUAUGGUGCUGAUUUGGAAGAGUGGUAUAACGAGUAUGUUAUGAAUGACAUUUUAACAUCUCUGGAGGAGUUUCAAGAACGUAAUAGCGGAUGGGCAUUAUCGCGCAUAUUGACUUUGAUUGUAAAUGUAAACAAAUUGAAUCCUAUACACGCUGGAUGUUGCGUGAAUUUAUCUCGACGUAUCAGUUUGAAGAGAGCAACUAUCAAUGUAGAGUCGUUUGAUAACGCCUGUUUCGCAUGGUCUAUAGUUACAGCAUUGUGUGUGUAUCCCGCAAUUAAUAAUGUUAGUAGAGUGUCGCAAUAUCCUCAUUAUUUAGAUGUAUUACGGUUGGAAGGUAUUGAGUUCCCCGUAACCUUGAAGCAGAUCACGAAAUUCGAAGAUUUGAAUGAUAUUUCCGUAAACGUGUUUAUCGAGCGAGAGAGAAAUAGAAAGAAAAGGAGUGCAAAUAGCGAUAUGAUGGUACCUUUUCAUGUGACAAAACUAAAACGAAACAUACACGUGAAUCUGUUGUACGUGGAAAAUUUGCAACGUAAUCACUAUGGCGUCGGACAUUUUGUAUUGAUUAAGAAUCUGUCUAGACUUCUCAGUUCUCAAUUGAGCAGGAAUUGCAACAAGAAGUGCAUCUAUGAAAAAUGUUUGCAUUACUCAUCGAGUCAUAAUCUGUUUCGUCAUGAUGUCGAUUGUACAAGGAUGAACGAAUGUACUGUUACUUUGCCUAAUGAUAACGAUAAGUGGUUGUCGUUUCGUAAUUACAACAGAAAGAAGCGACUUCCCUUUGUGGUUUAUGCCGAUUUGGAAUGUAUAUUGGAAAAGACAGGAAUUGACGAUGAACGUAUCCCAAGAUUUACCUAUCAACAUCAUAAAGUCUUCAGCAUUGGAUAUUACGUAUGUUGUCAGUUUGACGAAAACAUGUCGAUGUAUUCAUAUUGUCGCGGAUCGAAUUGCGUAGAAUGGUUCGUCGACGAACUGUAUCGAUUGACGCAUCGCGUAAAGUCUCUUUUCGUAAGAAAUACGGCUAUGAAUCAGUUUACGACUCAGCAAUGGAAACAAUUUGUAGACGCGACUCAUUGUCAUAUUUGUGAAAAACCGUUCGAGAUGGAACAUAAACGCGUACGUGAUCACUGUCACAUAACCGGACGUUACAGAGGUGCCGCGCACGAACAUUGUAAUGCAAAUUAUCAAGAAUCCUGUGUUAUUUCUGUAUUUUUUCAUAAUUUAUCGGGUUACGACGCACAUUUUAUUAUAAAAGAUAUAGCUAACAGAUACGAAGGAAAUGUGUCUUUGUUACCGGUAACGAAAGAAAACUAUAUAUCGUUCACGAAAUACGUGAAAGAUACAAGUGGAUCGUGGAAAGGUACAAAUACCAUGCAAUUACGUUUUGUGGACUCGUAUAAAUUUCUCAGUUCUAGCCUUGAGAAAUUGGUGUCUUAUAUCGACAAAAGUAAACUGAAAAUUACGCGAUCGAUAUUUUUCAAUCUGGAUGCACAAGAUUUUGAUUUUCUUACGCGCAAAGGAAUAUUUCCGUACGAAUACGUUGACAACUUCGAUAAGCUCAACGAGACGAGUUUACCACCACGUGAGGCAUUUUACAGUUCAUUGACCGACGAGGACGUUUCCGACGACGAUUAG